Messenger RNA from Protopterus annectens (West African lungfish), 4914 nucleotides. RefSeq names its product SRP receptor subunit alpha (gene SRPRA). Gene Ontology annotation, molecular function: GTP binding; signal recognition particle binding; ATP hydrolysis activity. Gene Ontology annotation, cellular component: endoplasmic reticulum membrane; signal recognition particle receptor complex. Gene Ontology annotation, biological process: SRP-dependent cotranslational protein targeting to membrane. NCBI's taxonomy places the organism in Eukaryota, Metazoa, Chordata, Ceratodontiformes, Protopteridae. Bases 164 to 2116 code for a protein of 650 amino acids. The record is from RefSeq and is a predicted model, not a curated record. The transcript has 14 exons.
AACCACGACUGACGUGUCGAAAUAACAGCACGCGUGCGCUGAAAGUCGUGCUGUUACUGCACAUUGAUGUUUCUGGGCUGCGACCUGGUCUGUUAUAUUCUUGCGGUCUCCCUUUUAUCGUGGUGUAUUUCUGGUUUUGGAGUCCAGCACUUAGAGAGCUAACAUGUUGGACUUCUUCACCAUCUUUAGUAAAGGUGGCAUCGUGUUAUGGUGUUUCCAGGGGGUGAGCGGCUCGUUUACGGGGCCCGUCAAUGCACUUAUUCGCUCCGUUAUACUUCAGGAACGAGGUGGAAAUGCCUUCACCCAUGAAGCGCUCACUCUGAAAUAUAAGCUGGAUAAUGAAUUUGAGCUGGUGUUUGUGGUAGGAUUCCAAAAGAUCCUGACUCUGACAUAUGUAGAUAAAUUUAUAGAUGAUAUUCAUCUGUUGUUCCGCGAUAGAUAUCGAAACCAGUUGAAACAGAAUGGAACUCUUGGACUUCUUAAUACAUCAUUUGAGUUCCAGGACGAUUUCUUAACUCUGCUGAGGGUAGCUGAGGAGAGUAGUAGAACACGAGCUCCCAAGGCCAUGAAAAGUUUUGAUCAGUCAGAAAAAGCACGAAAAACUGUUGCAUCCAUGAUAGAAACACGUGGAGAUACAGGCAAAGUCAAAGGAAAAGAGAAUAACAAGAAAAACAAAAAUGCCAAAAAGGAGGCUCCUGCAGUUGAAGAAACUGUGGUUGUCAGUAAAGUUGCUUCUGAACCAAAGCCAAAGGUAGCUCCUGCCACUGCUGCAGGGAAUAAUGAAGGACUGUCUGCAGAAGAGAUCAUUCAACUUAAUCGUGAGAAGUUCAUGAAGAAAUUUGGAACACAUGUGGAAAAGUCAAAUAAGUCUCCAAAACCAGAUAAGCAGAAGCAGAAAAAAGGAAAAGAGCAGCGGAUCUGGCCUAUGGGAGGUUCCGGCACCAGUGCCAAAGACCUAGAUUACAGCAACUCUGUAAAUGGUAAUGAGAGUGUAGAGCCUGCUAAGGAUGAGGAUGUGUCUGACCUGCGUGGGAAAAUGGCUGGUGAUCUCAGAGACCUGGAGUAUGAGAGCAGUAGUGAGGAGGAAGAAUCAGUUGAGAAAGUAGCUCCUGUCCCUGUGAAAGAAAGCAGUGCUAAUAAAAGAGGCUUCGGUGGCAUGUUUGGAAUGCUGCGAGGGCUAGUAGGCUCCAAAAGCCUUUCUCGUGAUGACUUGGAUCCAGUAUUAGAUCGAAUGAAAGACCAUCUCAUAGCCAAGAAUGUUGCUGCUGAAAUUGCUGCUCAGCUCUGUGAGUCUGUUGCCAAGAAAUUGGAAGGGAAGGUGAUGGGAACAUUUAGCUCUGUGACAUCUACUGUGAAGCAGGCACUUCAAGAAUCAUUAGUACAGAUUCUGCAGCCUAAGCGUCGUGUUGACAUCCUACGUGAUUCUAUGGAAGCACAACGUCAGCGUCGACCUUAUGUUAUUACUUUCUGUGGAGUCAAUGGUGUUGGAAAAUCAACAAAUCUUGCCAAGAUCUGCUUUUGGCUAAUUGAAAAUGGAUUCAGUGUGCUCAUUGCUGCAUGUGAUACAUUCCGUGCUGGAGCUGUAGAACAGCUACGUACACACACUCGACGUCUAAACUCUUUGCACCCACCAGAGGAGAACAAAGGGCGUAUCCUGGUACAGCUGUAUGAGAAAGGAUAUGGUAAAGAUGCUGCUGGUAUUGCCAUGGAGGCCAUCUCCUAUGCUCGUAAUCAGGGUUUUGAUGUGGUAUUGGUGGAUACUGCUGGCCGUAUGCAGGAUAAUGCUCCCCUGAUGACUGCUCUUGCAAAGUUGAUUGCUGUGAACGUGCCUGACUUGGUCUUGUUUGUUGGGGAAGCACUGGUCGGCAAUGAAGCUGUUGAUCAACUGGUGAAGUUUAAUCAAGCCCUUGCAGAUCACUCCAUGAGUGACAGACCAAGACUUAUCGAUGGUAUUGUGUUGACCAAGUUUGAUACCAUUGAUGAUAAGGUUGGUGCUGCCAUCUCCAUGACUUACAUCACUGGACAGCCUAUUGUCUUUGUUGGUACCGGGCAGACCUACAGUGAUUUGCGCAGUCUCAAUGCUAAAGCUGUGGUUAGUGCUCUCAUGAAAGCUUGAAGUGCCACCAGAUGUACCACAUCCACUGCGUUUACAGCUCCCUUGAGCAGCUUUUUUCAUGAAUGUGCCCUGCAGAGCAUCCGUUAAGAAAACCAUAGGUGCAUCUGCAUGAGAAAGUACAAAGUGUUGUCAUUAACUGCUUGUUUUUUGUCUUUACAGUAGUUAUUGUUUGUGUAAUUUUGCACACUUCUUACUGUAUAUUGUAAGAAUAUAAUGAAAUUAAAAAUUUACUGCUACUAGUAUGGAAGACUUUGUAGCAGUUAGUGUUGGGGAAACUUGAACUACAUAGAAACUGCUGCAGAAGUAAAAAAAAAUAAAACAGUUUUGUGUCUUGAGACUGUGGAACCACGUAUAGGACUGAAUUUGAUUUUCUAGACCAAACUGAUAUCCAGAGCUAUAUUUGUGGUUUCAUUUUUGAUGUAUUUCAGAUAGAAGAACCUUUGUACACUCUCUUCCAGUGUGCCUUUGACAUUUCUCAGCACCUUGUGUCUCUCAAGCCUUCUGAAGAUGCAGGAUGGUCCAGAACAGAGUUUUGUAUAGUUCAUUGCAAGUGGUCCUUUUACAGUAUUGAUAACUUUAAGAAAAAAAGCUCCCAAGAAGGCCUUUUGCAGUGAUUCUGUUAACAAAUAUAAUAAUAAGAGAUCAUUAAAUCCACUGAAGUCUUGGCAGUCAUUGAAUUUUGUUGAAUUUUUGAUGGGUUUUUAUUUUUCAGCUAGCAGUAGUUUCUUGCUGUUUUUGUGCUGUUCAGGUGGUCUUGUGUUUUUGUUAAGACAUUUGAGUUGAGCUUAGCAUUAAACAGGAGUCUCCAUACCGUAAUAUCUGCUUGCCAAAGGACUCUGGCGUUCAGUUUUUGAAUACUCCUUUUGUGUUUGAAUUAUUCUCCUUACCAGCAGUUGAAAAGUUGAUGGUGUCACACACUUCAUUCAUACUUCUAACAAAUAAAAUUCAGUCAAUUUGUGAUGCAUUAAACAGGAUGUUUGGAGAGAGCACAUGAGCAUUGUCCAGUAUAAUUAAUGUAUGACAAAAAUGUUGAACACUGAAUAACUAAUGGUCUUAGUAGAUGGCAUAAGUAUUGUUUGUGUGCAAGACAAUAUUUACUAAGGGCCCUUCUGUUAGAGACAUCUGCCAUAAUUUUGUAUUCUGUCUCAUACAACUUUUGCUGACAUCUGUAAUAUGGUUAUCUUUGUGAAUCAUUGUCCCAGGUUUCAGUUAUAAGCUUGUAUGGUUUUAAAUCUGGAGUUAUUGAAGAUUUAGUGUUAUGAAGAGAAUGGAUACUCUUCUUAAGUUGUGGAAUAUUGUAAAAAUCAGGAAAUAGGUACUGUUGCAAAGUCCUGUCCACAACUCGUAUCGUGGACAAACAUCAAGGGAAGUAACGCAUGUAAAAAAGUUUGAUUAUCUUUAAAUUUCCAGAUGCGUCAUUCUGCAACAAAUUACAAUACAUGUGACCCUCUUCUCUUGUGGCUCAGAGGGUGAGCUCUAAAUGUGACCCAGACAACCCUUGUUUGAUUAAUUAGUACAGGUGCUGGCUGGAGUAAAACGGGAUGGUGGUGAGACAUAUGGCCUGCCCAUCCUGGGGGGAGGGAGGUGGUUCACUCACUGCAUGGGCAAGACCAAGUGGAAGCUUUGGGCGGUGUAGCCUGCAGAGUCACGGCCAGAGGAAUGUGCAGCAGUGGCAUAGUCACACAGGUCGGGGGCAGUCAAAUAGUGAAGUUUGCAUCCUCCCCAGUAGAUUGGUAGUAUUGGCAUCUCUUGGAAGCUACGAAGGGGCUCCUUGGUCUAAGAAGGAGACCCUUACAGAUGCCUGAAUGAUUGCCUGUCAGUGCGCUCUCGGUGCGCUCUCACCUUACUAGAGAAUGAAUGAGGUGGUGAUGGCUCUCAUCCCCCAUGAGGAAAGAAUGGUCUUACACAUUGUGGGAGGAGGCUGAUGGUUGGCUGGCAGAGGGGUUGCAAAAAAUAAACUGCUGUACAUAUGUGUAGGUAAGAGAACGCCCUACUUAUAAAGGCCUGCCACAGUCCACAAAAUAUCUUUGGAGAAAACAUUUGGUAUGAAGUCUUGUUAGGAGAAUUUGUACGUUAUACACUAGUGUUUUAAAACACACUUCAUAGAGCCUUGAAAAGGCUGUAUGUCCAUCCGUAUUACUUGAUAUCUACACUUUUUUGUUAAGUUUUCUUGGUAGUUCAAGAUCCCUGUCCUUCCUCUGCUAGUUGCCAGUUUUGUCUUUUGUUUCUCCUGCUGGUCUAGUGGAUCCUUGCAUUGAGCUUUUCUGCUAUUUGUUCUAACUUGGCCAUCCUACAGCACCCCCCCCCCCAAAAAAAAAGACCCUAGGAACUUGCAAUGCUCCACAUACAGCCAGCUGAGUUCUGGUUAAGCUUGUGCACAGAAAACUGGAAAUUGUAUUCUUUUAACUUGUAUGAUUACUAUUUCUCUUACUAUUUUGCUUUUUUGUGUGUGCUCAAAGGGCAUAAUGUAUCUUAAUGAUUUUACUGUUAGAAUUUUCAUUUUCAGUGCAUUGCUUGCAAGAAGUUUGGGGUACUUUUGAAAGCUGAAAUUUUUGUUAGGUUUUUUUAUUGAAUAUAAUGCUACCUAGAUGCAAAUGAUUGAAGUGACUCAUGCUAUGCCUACUUAGAGGUGUCCUUUUUGAAUUAUACAAAUCUCUCUUCUGAACAACAGUGUCUUACAGAAUACAUGUUGUAAACUUGCAGUAGUGCAGUACAUACAAUUUUGUCUGCUACAUAAAAUAUAAAGUAAUUUAUAUAAAAAUGUAAAAGAUUUCUUAAAUAAAGCUGUUAUAGUAGCA